Molecule: messenger RNA, 2351 nt
Organism: Phialemonium atrogriseum
Lineage: Eukaryota; Fungi; Ascomycota; Sordariomycetes; Cephalothecales; Cephalothecaceae
Exons: 3
Coding region: 146-2086 (646 amino acids)
Source: RefSeq, a predicted model, not a curated record
GUCACGGCAAGCGUUCGGAUUUCCUUCCCGUCGCUUUUCAGCUGAUUCUUUUCGUUUCUCUCCAUUGUAACUCUGUCGUGAACUUCGUUUCAUCUUUGAGUCUAUCCCUUGAGUGGAAAUAUGCGACGCGGGGCAAUGGGCCAACAUGUCUGGAUUUGAAAUUGCCGGGCUGGUACUGGGAGCCUUUCCGCUCCUCGUUGGGGCGGCGAAGCCCCUCUCGACUUACCUCCAGGGCUCACAGAGAUGGUGGAGUUUUAAGAACGACUUCAUGGGGUUCCUUACAACUAUUGAAGACGAGUCAAUUGCGUACUCACAGAACCUGGAGCUCCUUCUGUCGCCGCUCAAUCUCGACUCCGACGUUCAAACCAGUCUUCAAGAAGAUUCUGCGUCGCCGUUCUGGGGCGAUGGCGCCAUCCAGUCCCAACUCAGGCAACGUAUAAAGGAGCAGUACUUCACAUGGUUUACUGGUCAACUGAAGGAGAUGAGAGCGACACUGGAUGAGCUGUACAAUAUGUUGCCCAUGGAGAAUGGACAGGUUUGCUAUCCCAGGCCUGGCACAAUGGACUACGAGAAACUAAGAGUGAAACUGAGUUUUUCCUCACGGAGACAACAACUCCUAGACAAGGUUGUUCGUAUCAACGAGACCUUGUACAAAUUCUUAAGCAAAGACUCGCAGAUCAAUGGCAGAACCCCCUACACCGAGACCGCCUGGAUUCCCAAGUCCCGCGGCAGCAACUCGCCCGGGUCCAAAAAGGCCAGUGCCUUUAUGAAGCUUCAAUCCGAAGCCAGGGCACUAUCACAAGCGUUUCAAGCGCAGUGGAGCUGCCGGUGUCCUCGAGCCCAUCAUUGCGGCAUCACAACUGAGUGGCUUCAAGGCCGCUUCGAGUCGCAUAAACCAAGUUUGAAGCUGCUAUUCGGUUUCUGGGAAGGACGGGCCGAAGUAACGCAAGUGAGGGUGGGCUCGUUGACGGCAGACGAGUCCCUGGCGGACUCGAAGACCACUCCGUCUUCUCAAACUUCGCGAGAACAAGUAUCGGAAUUGCACCGAAGUUUACGGCAAGAUAUGACAGAGAAACAAUUUGGCAAGAUGGCAGAGAAACGAAGUGUUGCCUUUGCCGCCGUUUCCGUGUCAUCUACUCUUGUUGACCCGACUCAUUCCAUCGAGCGGAAGAGGGAGAGCAGGAAGCUGACAAAAGUACGCGGGAGUAUCAUGAAGGCGAUUGGCAUUAGUUCCUUCAGUUCCUUCAGUUCUUUGGCGUCCAGCACGGGAACCACUACCGAAUCCUCUACCUUGAUCUCGACAUCAUCAUCAUCAUCCACGGCCAAGUCUGUCCGCUUUUCCAACACGCCGAUUUACGAGUCGAUGAAAUCCUCAAGGCAGGAUAAUAUCGAGGACAUCUGCGCAUUCCUCAAAAGUACACCGACUUGGAUUGACGCCCAGCACCCCACUGCGAACUACAAAACCCUGUCGUUCACACUCGACCCUCCCGAUCGUUCCGAACUGACCAAGCUAGAGUUUGAGGAUCUUCAGAGCCUCUCCCAGAGCACGCCACGGUUACCGGACCGUCUCUGGGUGGGACUGAACAUCGCUCUCACGAUCCUCGGACUCGGCACCUCGUGCUGGAUCCCCCGCGGCUGGGACCGCCGGGAGGUAUUCGUCAUGAAGAGCAAGGUCCCCAACGCCAAAACCAUCGGUCCCUACUUCCUACACGAGUCCCUCGCCGUCACGCUCACCGAGGAGAUGAAGGACGCGCGGAUCCACGCGGAGGCGGCGCUGUUCUCGCUCGGCGUCAUAUUGCUCGAACUCACCUACCAGGAGACCCUGGAGCAGCAGUCGUUCUGGGCCACGUAUUGCGAGGAGGACGGGCGGCCCAACGACUGGACGCACCAAUGCACGGCGAUGGAGUGGCAGUCCAGGGUGGAGGCGUAUUACGGCGAUGACCUCUCCGAGCCGAUACGGCUGUGCGUCGAGGGCAGGUUCUCUCGGGAGGCAGACCUUGGCGACUCGGGCUUUGUGCAGGAGGUCAUCGAUAAUGUCGUGGUGCCGAUUGAGCGGUUUCUGUCGUCGUGGAGAAAACUCUCUUGAUUAUUACUCUGUCUGGCAUAGAUCCCCUCGAAACAUCAUGCGGAGCCUAUGAAAAAAGAAUGGGAUCGAUCAUUCACUGCUCUCUAUCCACUACUCUAAUGUUCCCCUCCCUCCCGGAGAUGCAUUGACCUGGCCACCCCUUAGGAAUUUUUAGUGGUCGGUGCCCCUCAACGGUGCGGCGGCCGGCAGGGAUGGCGGGGCGGGUCCGGAGAGGCGGCCGUUUCAAUGUCGGCGAAAAACGGGUCUGCUUCUGAACUGCUAAGCA